GACGCAGGGGGCGGGGAGGGGCGCGGGGCCGCUCUCGCCGGCGCUCUCUUUCGGUUUGGUCGGCCGCGGGAGGAGAGUGGACCCCCCCACUUUAAGGCUCUUUUCCUCGUUUCGUCCCCGCCGCCCCCAGGUCCCGGCGCGGGGCUCGGGGAUGCCCGCCAACAUGUUCAGCAUCGACAACAUCCUGGCCGCCCGGCCGCGCUGCAAGGACUCGGUGCUGCCCGUGGCGCCCAGCCCGGCGGCUCCCGUCGUCUUCCCGGCACUGCACGGGGACUCGCUCUACGGCGCCGGCGGCGGCGCCUCCUCGGACUAUGGCGCCUUCUAUCCGCGCCCCGUGGCCCCGGGCGGCGCGGGCCUCCCGGCCGCGGUCGGCGGCUCCCGCCUCGGCUACAACAACUACUUCUACGGGCAGCUGCACGUGCAGGCGGCGCCCGUGGGCCCGGCCUGCUGCGGGGCCGUGCCGCCGCUGGGCGCCCAGCAGUGCUCCUGCGUCGCGACACCCCCAGGCUACGAGGGCCCCGGCUCGGUGCUGGUGUCCCCGGUGCCGCACCAGAUGCUGCCCUACAUGAACGUGGGCACGCUGUCCCGCACCGAGCUGCAGCUCCUCAACCAGCUGCACUGCCGGCGGAAGCGGCGGCACCGCACCAUCUUCACGGAUGAGCAGCUCGAAGCCCUCGAGAACCUCUUCCAGGAGACCAAGUACCCGGACGUGGGCACGCGCGAGCAGCUGGCCCGGAAAGUGCACCUCCGCGAGGAGAAAGUGGAGGUCUGGUUUAAGAACCGCCGCGCCAAAUGGAGGCGGCAGAAGCGGUCCUCUUCGGAGGAGUCGGAGAACGCGGAGAAGUGGAACAAGACGUCGUCCAAGGCGUCGCCGGAGAAGAGGGAAGAGGAAGGUAAAAGCGAUUUGGACUCGGACAGCUGACGGCUGCGGGCCGGCUGUGGCGUUUGCCUAACUCGAAGGACUUGCACAGACAGACGAUGCUACUUUGUUGCACACGCGCUGCCUUGCGGGAGGGGUCGAGAAAGAGACUGAGGAACUGUAAAUAGUGUACAGUGCCCGGAGGGUCGGCGCCUGGGGUCGGGGCGGGGGCUCCAGUCCUGCAGCCCGAGGCCGCCCGCGCGUCGCCGGCUCCGUAGUAUUUAUAGCUAAGUUAACAGUUAAUGGUGACAAUACAAUAAAGUGACGGCGAUGUA
Lemur catta (Ring-tailed lemur) is the source of this 1194-nucleotide messenger RNA. RefSeq names its product goosecoid homeobox (gene GSC). The transcript is spliced from 3 exons. Gene Ontology annotation, biological process: regulation of transcription by RNA polymerase II. The coding region runs from base 152 to 922 and encodes 256 amino acids. Gene Ontology annotation, molecular function: RNA polymerase II cis-regulatory region sequence-specific DNA binding; DNA-binding transcription factor activity, RNA polymerase II-specific. NCBI's taxonomy places the organism in Eukaryota, Metazoa, Chordata, Mammalia, Primates, Lemuridae. Gene Ontology annotation, cellular component: nucleus. The record is from RefSeq and is a predicted model, not a curated record.